Messenger RNA from Cladocopium goreaui, 822 nucleotides. Lineage: Eukaryota; Dinophyceae; Suessiales; Symbiodiniaceae. The record is from the annotation of a GenBank genome assembly.
AUGUCUGGCCCGGAAGUGUUGAAAGGCGCAACAUGGUUUGAGACAAACUGGCCAUUUAUGAGCAGUUUCUUCUUUCCUAUCGCGCUGGUGGUGCCUUUCUUGCCAUUUUUUUUCAGCCGACCGUCGAUCAAAUCAGCGUUUCUGGAUGCGCUUCGAAGUCCCUAUGUCUUGGGAUGGCUGACGGUGCCUUUCUACCUGAUCCAUCAGACCGAAGAGCACGCCUAUGACCUGCGCGGCUGGCGCUAUGCCUUCGUGCCAAACUUCAAUCAUGGCGUCGGAGCUUUGCUGUUCGAUUGCGAGAAGCAAGGGCACCUGCGAUGUCCCUUGGAACCGCGAAUCACCUUGGAGGUUAACGUGGGAUGUGUUUGGAUUGGCUUCGUGGUGUGCAUGAUCUGUGCGCACUACUUGCGCGGGCCCUAUGCGUACGCUGGGAUUUGCAAUUGGGGCAUGUGCAUCGUGAACUCUCUGGGAGGUCAUUUGCUUCCGUGGCUCUUGAUGGGAUACAACCCAGGUGAUGACAUCAUGUGGAUGCGACACCGAGCCUUCCAGAGCCUCUUCCAGGUGGCCUUCGGGAUCUACGUCCUCGCCACAUGUCCCGGCACCUGUCGCUUCGCCGCAGUGGCCAUCUUCGACGGGAUCCUGUUCCAUGCCAUCGUCUUUGGCAUCGGCACCAGCAUUUCGAUCAAGCUCGGCUGGCCAACGGAAGUGACUGGACUCUUGAGCAUCAUUUUCACCACUGCCUUUCCCCUUCGCCUGGCCUCGUGCUUCGCACCGCGCUCGGAAUAUGACAAAAUGAAGGACUCGGAUGAAGAGAGCGCGUGA